UGUACCUAUACUUAUCCAAUAUGGCUGCAAGUAAAAAAAUGUAACGCUGUGAAAAAUUGCAACUCAAAUUGCAUUUUCUGCUCGAAAAACCAAAUAGAAAAGUGCCAGGAAUGUGAAUUAGUGACGAGGAAGUCGAAAACUUCCCGAAAAACAAGUGCGCGCCAAGAAAUUCGAAGGGAAAAGUGCUGAACACAAAAAGUUGCCGGUGCCCCGCCAAAAAAAAGAAGUCGCCCCCGCCUCUUCGAAAAAAAAGCGUUUCUGGAAAGGAAUCAAGAUUCAUAAAGUUACAAUGGAAGCCGACAUAACGCCCUCGGCGGAAACGAAUGGGGAGCAGCGUGAAAAUCUCCGCGAAAAUGCUGAAAAUCCCGAGCAACAGCCCCAGGAGCUGGCCAAAUCCCUGGAUUCCGCCGACGAUGGCGUCUCAGGAGCUGUGGGUCAGAUUAUAGACUACCUAGAGGACGAUGCCGGCGCCGCUGCGGAUCGGGAACAGGAGGCGGAAAUGGGCGAGGAGGAGUAUCUGGAUGGUGAGAUGCCGCAGGAGAAGGAAACUCAAGGAUUAGAUGACUUGCAGGGGGAGAAGGCCGAAUCCCCCGCUCCAGAACCAGCCAACAAGGUAGAUUUACCCCAUACUACAGAUGAAAAUGAAGAUUUAAAGCAGAAAUCUGGAGAGGAAGGUGAAAAGGAUGCUGAGCAAGAGAAGGAAGCCCCGUCAUCGGGUGGAGAAGUUGCCACAGACAAGCUUGAAGAAGAUGCCACAUCUGAAAAAGAUGGGGAAGAAGCUGGCCCGGACAAAGAAAAAGGACCAGACGAUGAAUCAGCCAUCGAAGACGGUGAAGAACCCAACGAAGAUGGUGAAGAAGCCAUCGAUGAAGACGAGGAAGGUGACGAGCCCACCGAAGAAACAGAGGAAAUUGAUCAAGAAUUCGAGACCGCCACCGAUGCCGAGGGCGAACUUAUCACCGGCGAUGAGCCCGGCGAGCUGGGCGAAGUAGCUCCCAUCCGCGAGCGCAAGAAAGAGGAGCCCGUGGAUGAGAACCAAUGCCGUGUCUGCACCAGCAAGGAGGAGCUAGUCGACCUGUUCAAGAAGCAAAUCGAUGCCACGCCCGCGGACAUGCUGCUGGUCAUCUGUCCCAGUGUCUCGAUUCUGCCCAAGGACUUCAUGCCGCAGUUCAUAUGCACCAAGUGCAUGGGCAGCCUCACCAUUGCCAUACAGCUGAGGAAGCAGCUGGAGACCACCGACCAGGAGCUGCGCAAGCGCCUGUCCAGGAGCAAGAACAAGGUGCGCAGACCGCGCGGCUAUGUGGUCAUCGAUGCGCCCGUCACCGAUUCCAGCGAGGAUGAAGAUGAAAUGGACGAUGAGUUCAAGGUGUCCGAUGUGGGCGGCACCACGAGUGCAGACAGCGAUUCGGCCGACUCCGAUGUCAGUGAGAAGAAGAAGGAGAAAAAGAAACCCGGUCGUCCUGGACGUCCGCGGAAGAAGCCGUUGAAGAGGAAUCCCGAAAGCGAUGAAGAGCCAUCCAGCGCCCCGAAGAAGAAGUACCAGCCGUCGCCGGGUGCUGCCGUGGGUCCAUUCGAGUGCCCCAAAUGCGACUUGACCUUUUCGCGCAAACAGUCCUAUGUGCUGCACCGCAAGACGCACGAGAGGAUAGAGCAUGCCUGUCCCAUCUGCGGCAAGAAGUUCAAGGUGGAGUGGGCCUACAAGACACACAUGCAGCGGCACGAACAGGAGCGCGCCCACUUCCGCUGCGAGCUGUGCCCCAAGAUCUUCCGCCUGCGGGCCGAGUUGAAGUACCACAUGGCCCAGCGGCACGACGAGCAUGGAUUCAUUUACGAGUGUAAGCGCUGCCAGCGCACCUUCCUCACGCAACAGCGAUUGCAGCGCCAUCAGGCCGCCGGCUGUCAGCGCAACAAAGAGGAGUCGACAGUUCGCAUCAAGGAGGAGCAUGUGCGCAUCAAGCAGGAGCCGCGCAUCAAGGAGGAGCAGCGCAUCAGCCAUGUACACGUCCAAUCGCACUCGCAGGGCAACAACAGCGGCAGCAUGGGCAAACGUCGACCCGGCGAGGGCAGGGACCUUUUCAAGGCCGUGGCCCCACCCACCACCACCUACUGGAGCGAUAGCUUCUCGGACUAAGAUCAAGGUGCGGCGGCUCUGCGGGGACUUCUGUUAUAAUCAACGAUUUUAAGUUUACCCUAGCUGUAGAAAAAAGAAAUCAGUGCAAAUAAAUCACAUUUGUAAUAAAUACAAAAUAAAAUAAGUGCAAGUUGACGCUACUUGUAAACUUCUCCAACUGAAAUAAGUAAGCAAACAAUAAAAUAAAAGGUUCGAUUUAUGGCAAAUUGA
Drosophila elegans is the source of this 2341-nucleotide messenger RNA. Its product is annotated as zinc finger protein 777. The transcript is spliced from 2 exons. Bases 290 to 2131 code for a protein of 613 amino acids. NCBI's taxonomy places the organism in Eukaryota, Metazoa, Arthropoda, Insecta, Diptera, Drosophilidae. Gene Ontology annotation, molecular function: zinc ion binding; RNA polymerase II transcription regulatory region sequence-specific DNA binding; DNA-binding transcription factor activity, RNA polymerase II-specific. Gene Ontology annotation, cellular component: nucleus. Gene Ontology annotation, biological process: regulation of transcription by RNA polymerase II. The record is from RefSeq and is a predicted model, not a curated record.